Molecule: messenger RNA, 1281 nt
Organism: Trypanosoma theileri
Lineage: Eukaryota; Euglenozoa; Kinetoplastea; Trypanosomatida; Trypanosomatidae
Product: putative dynein light intermediate chain
Exons: 1
Coding region: 1-1281 (426 amino acids)
Biological process (GO): intraciliary retrograde transport; intraciliary transport involved in cilium assembly
Cellular component (GO): ciliary basal body; cytoplasmic dynein complex; axoneme
Molecular function (GO): dynein heavy chain binding
Source: RefSeq, a predicted model, not a curated record
AUGAAUGGCCAGACCAGUACUACUGUGAAGGGAAGUAAUGGUAAACUCGUAGGCAGUGAUGUAGAACCCAGUUCGCCGGUUCAUCUACCGGUGGAGGACCCCGCCCGGGAUGAGAACGCCUCACCCGUAACUGCAGAGAAUCCAAUGAUGCCACAAGUUGUCGUUGACCCGCGAAAAGAUCUCUGGCAGAAUAUUGCACUAAACACCAAAGAUAAUCAACCCACACAGACAGAAAUAAACUUGUUAGUUGUUGGUACUUCAGGUGGAGGAAAAACUAGUGUCUUACAUCGUAUUUUUUCAUCUAUAAGUACAUCUGGUAGUGCUGUUAGUAAAGGGAGUGUAAAACUGAAGCCAACAACGGCAUUGGAUUACACCUUUGCAAGGCGAACGGAUCGACAUGUUUCACAAAUAGCACAUUUAUGGGAAUUGGCUCAAGGUACAGAGUUAUCACAACUAUGUGAUGUUGUUAUUACACCAGACAAUAUUCAUUCCAUGUUGUUAAUGAUUGUAGUGGAUUGCUCUGAUCCUUCCACUAUGUGGGAGACGGUGACGUAUUGGUUAAAGCGUGUGGAUCGUCGUAUGAAUGAAAUUAUGCAAAAGAUGCGUGCAAAAGGUUCAACCACACCUGAUAAGUUAAUCAAUCGAUGUAUGCGAACAUUGGGCGUGGAUCAUCCCGACAAGGAUCGCAUCCGCAUUCCCGGUCUACCCAUUGUUAUCGUCUGUAAUAAAUUAGACGCCUUUGCGGGAGACAUGCCUCUCAUGAAGACAAUGGUACGUUCCAUGCGAUUCCUCGCCCAUCUCUACGGUGCGUAUUUAAUCUUCACGGCAGAGACGGACGCCAGCAAACUGCGGGCGUUGAUGAAUCAUCUCGUCUUUCUCGUCCCAUUCGACCCGCGGCUGAUUGAACUCGACCCCGAGCGUGGCCCUGUUCUCGUGCUGCCAGACACCGACACCUUCGCCGACAUUGGCGACCCGACGGUGUGCGAUAUGAGUGACUUCCGCUCCACCGGCGACGCGGAGAUCGACCGCUGGAAGGCCCCGUUCGACAGUCUCUUUCCACCCAAACACGUGGACGGCAGGCGCAACAGCGAUCCGUUUCUCAAGCGGCUGUACGAUGCCGGCGAGAAUGGGUUUGGGGAGCCGGCCAUUGAUGCGAUGCGCAAGCAGAAGGAUGAUGAGUUGGAGCAGUACAGGAAGGGAGCCUCUAAACGGGAAAAGAACGGGACCGAGGAGAAGGAAAAGGGAAAGGGAAAGUCAAAGAAGGAAAAGGAGGUAAGUUAG